CGAGUAUCUCUGUGCUGUCUCUGUGCUGAAUUCUACCGUGUUGUGCUGGAUUGUGCGGUGCUUCUUCGGUGCCGCGGUGUUUUGCUAGUGGCGAGUGCUUUGCUGUGCCUCCUUCGUCAUCGUUGAAACCAUCUACUCGUAGUUAAGCUGCUUGAAUGUUCGCCGCCACCACCACCCUACCACUCAUUCCGCCGUCCCAUACAGAAAAUAUACAAUACACAAGCUUGACCACCCAUCAUGUCUCGCGUCGCCCACUUCUAAAAUUUGUUUCUGUACCUGCGCCUUCGUGCGCCCGCGCGCUGCCACUUUCCAAAGCUCCUGUCUCAUCCUGCCCAGCUUUCGCCUCCGCCUAUAGCCAACCACCACCACCAUUCCUUCUCCCCCCAGAAACCUUUGUGCGACAUGCGCCUCUUCCUUUUGCCCAUCUCCACGCGCCGCACGCUGAUCUAUUGUGAGAAGCUGCACGAGAAGGCCGCCAGCGAACGUUCGCUCCUCGACAAAGCUACCUUCAAAGCCAAUGACCUGUGGGUGAACUGGGAAAAGGAUGAGAAGUCCCCAUUGGGUUGGAAGAAGAAGGUCACCACCUACGGCAACCAGCUCUUGAAGAGGAUACCGUAUGAAGAAUGGGGACUCAAGACCAUCCCAGCACUUACCGCAAAGCGGAAGAAGGCAAUUGAGGAUGGGAAAGAGAAAUACCAGGUCAUGUUCCCGGGACUCUACCUCCACCAGAACAAGGUGCCCGAGAUCUUGAAGAAGAUGGCUUCGGAGCGCGUAGCGAUGCAUAGAAACAAAUUGGUGUGGAGCGUUGUGGCCAUGCCGUUCACGGCGCCCUUCAUGCUGAUACCUGUAAUCCCCAAUCUCCCGUUCUUCUAUCUAGUUUAUAGAGCAUACUCUCAUUGGAAAGCAUUGACGGGCUCGAAACAUCUCGACUUCAUCCUCCAACAUAACCUUCCCACUCCCCACCCUUCCUGGGAGCUCGACGAAGUCUACACCGCUGGCUUGAUGUAUCCCACGCGCGCAAUCUCUCGUGCUGCGCCACGACCGACCAAAGAGCAAGCACAGGAGGUGGCUCGAGUAGUUGAACAGCAGACGAACGGCGGCGACGAGGACGUCAUGGUGUUGCAAAAGUGGAACGGCAAGCUCAUCGCCGAACAAUUCCACCUUCCCGACAUGGAAGUCGAAAUUGAACGAGCCGUGGAACAGGUAGAGGAUUCGAUAAAGGCCAGAGACGAGCUCAUUGAGGAGAAGUUGGAGCUGGAGAAGGCCACCGCGAAAGAAGGCCGUACCGCCAAGGACGAAUUACCAGAUGAAGUUCUCAAGCCCCUGGAGCAAACCGAGAAAGAAAUCCACAAAAAAGCCGAGAAGGUCGCCGAGAAGCAAUGAUUGAUGUAAGGAUGCCAUUGUCAGGCAUAUAUCACAACAGGAUCUACGUACGCCACACGCCUUGUAUUAUGUGUAUGAUAAUCGAUGUAUGAAAAAGCAUGGGGUUUGGGCGCUGGGCGGAUGGUGGGAGGAUAUAGUGUUCACUUUUCAUACGCACAUAGAUACCAUUUCGCAUGGGUUGACGGACUCUUCUCUCCUAGGACUUAGCAGUGAGUGAAGACUCCACCAUUCGGUGCUCUGUAUGCCUUUACCCAAUGAACAAGAGAUACUAGAGAUAUCGUAGGAUUCGUUAUUGCGUCCUUUACUUCGAAUUCUUCUUUACAUGCUAUUGUAGCCUCCAUCAACAGGAAGACCUAUUCCAGUCACC
Molecule: messenger RNA, 1750 nt
Organism: Aaosphaeria arxii CBS 175.79
Lineage: Eukaryota; Fungi; Ascomycota; Dothideomycetes; Pleosporales
Exons: 3
Coding region: 403-1383 (326 amino acids)
Biological process (GO): proton transmembrane transport; potassium ion transport
Cellular component (GO): mitochondrial inner membrane
Source: RefSeq, a predicted model, not a curated record